AUGAUAUCACCGGGUCAGGAGGACGUCAUGGUCGAUUUGAUACGGGCUAGAGUUGUCAUCAGCCUGUUCAAAAUUGUCCAACUGCAAAUGCCUACGAGAAAUCUAGGCUGGAGAUUUUUGACAUGCUCAUUAUCAGAAAAUGCAGUUAAGAGAUUUGAAUCGCAAGGUGCUAGAGACUCGCUUUUGCAGUAUCUGCUUGUUACUCCCACAUCCCAGAACAGAUUGCGCAUGCGCAUGGGUGAUUACCUCACCCUCUCAAACCCGUGGACCGGUGGACUGGGCGGGACCCUCGUGAAUGCCUCGGACGCCACGACACCUGCUCCUCCGCCCGGCUUGUGCUCGGGCUUACCAGUCGACAUUUCACCGCAAUGCCCGGGACGGGCUCGACCUCCACUUGGAUACCUACUACCUGUGGACGCUGCUGCGGCCUGCCAACUGCUCACGGGCCCAUGCCAUGAAACCUCGACACUUGCAAACUCUCUCGCAUUGAUCCAGAAUGCAAAGGACGAAACCCUCCGUCAUUGCCAGCAUCUAGACCGUGCCUGCCAAGAUGUGCGACUUCUCCACUUGCAGUCGGGAUGGCUUGACAUAACCUUAUUCCCCGCCGUGCCUGACUUCAGCAUACGAUACGGAGGCCAGGUCGAGGACAACACGAUACCAGAGGGCGAUGGGGAUGCGCGACGUCUGAGCAGUCAGUUCACUGCCAUCUUCCAUGUAUUUGAAUUGAGGUCAACGCCCACGAUGGAUCGUGCUACCGGGGUGGCCGGUGAACUAUCGGUUGUGGCCCUUCAGACCUCACAAUAUGCAGAGCACAGCCAAUCCCCACGAUCCUACCCUUACUACACGGGCGCUGCUGGCCGACUGCUCCCUUUCAUGGCCGAGACUUUUGCAUCACAGCUCAACGAACUUGAUCAAGCACGAGCCGAACCCCGUUGUCUCGAUAUUAUUGACUGCUUUUGUACUGCCAAGUACGCCCUCGAGCUAGCGCUCUGUCCUUCCCGCUUCCAGUCUAUUUUUUAUGCAUGGCAAAUGAAGGAGCGUAGGAGUCGUCGGAUAUUUUUGCUGCUGGAGAUCUUUCUUCUCGCGGAUACGAGGACAAAGAAGAGCACGACAGAAGGCUACAACGGCACCUAUGGGCUCGUCUACCGAAGAACUCAAGGAGCGCCUCAACUCUAUACACCACGCGAGUACUACCCAGACGCCGGUUACGGCUAG
Messenger RNA from Colletotrichum lupini, 1215 nucleotides. RefSeq lists its product as uncharacterized. NCBI's taxonomy places the organism in Eukaryota, Fungi, Ascomycota, Sordariomycetes, Glomerellales, Glomerellaceae. The transcript is spliced from 10 exons. Bases 1 to 1215 code for a protein of 404 amino acids. The record is from RefSeq and is a predicted model, not a curated record.